This is a messenger RNA of Phoenix dactylifera (date palm), 2406 nucleotides long. RefSeq names its product protein NRT1/ PTR FAMILY 5.1-like. Lineage: Eukaryota; Viridiplantae; Streptophyta; Magnoliopsida; Arecales; Arecaceae. Gene Ontology annotation, molecular function: tripeptide transmembrane transporter activity; dipeptide transmembrane transporter activity. The record is from RefSeq and is a predicted model, not a curated record. Gene Ontology annotation, biological process: transmembrane transport; dipeptide transport. Gene Ontology annotation, cellular component: membrane.
AAUACAAAGUAUAUGGAAAAAAAAAGAAGAAAGAAAGUGGAGCAAACGCGUCCUACAUAACCUAGCCGCUUUGGUGCUCGCCUAUAGCUUAUUUAAGUGAUAAGCUCCCCAGCACUUGUGGUAGGUAGCUUCCAUCUUGAGUCCAAUCUUCCUUCUUCUUCUUCUUCUUCUUCUUCUUCUUCUUCUUCUUCUUCUUCGGAGAAGCACAAAGGGUAUCCCCUCUAUCCUUCAUCCAACUCCUAGGCAAGGUCUCGCUUCUCUCUUUCUCAUCGCAAAGUCUCAAGUCCUCCCCGCGGUUCUCUAAUGGAAGAGAAGGGCUACACGCUGGAUGGCUCUGUUGAUCUCCGUGGGCGACCGGUUCUUGCUUCUCAAACCGGCAGGUGGAGAGCGUGUGCCUUCCUAGUAGGCUAUGAAGCAUUUGAAAGGAUGGCCUUCAAUGGUAUCGCCUCAAAUCUGGUGGUUUAUUUGACAACCCAACUACACGAGGACACAGUCUCAUCAGUGAGGAGCGUUAACAACUGGUCGGGUUCAGUUUGGAUCACGCCGAUCCUUGGAGCCUACAUCGCCGAUACCUACUUCGGCCGGUUCUGGACCUUCACAAUUUCGGCUCUCAUCUACGUCUCAGGCAUGGUCCUCUUGACAAUGGCGGUCUCCCUCAAGUCUCUAAGGCCAACUUGCACCCAUGGGGUCUGCAGCAAGGCGACGCCAUCUCAGAUCGCCUUCUUCUUUGCAUCACUCUACGUCAUUUCCAUCGGAGCUGGGGGGACCAAGCCUAACAUAUCCACAUUCGGCGCGGACCAGUUUGAUGACUUCGACCCCGACGAGAAGAAGCUAAAGCUGUCCUUCUUCAACUGGUGGAUGUUCAGUACCUUCAUGGGGGCCCUCAUCGCCACCCUCGGCCUCGUGUACAUCCAGGAGAACUUGGGGUGGGGCGUGGGGUACGGCAUCCCCACCGGCGGGCUCAUGGUCUCCCUCCUCAUCUUCUACUUUGGCACGCCGAAUUAUAGGCACAAGGUUAGGAGGACUGAGAGCCCAGCGAAGGAGAUUUUUAAAGUUUGUUCUACCGCUUUCGCUAAUCGAGGGUUCGAGCUACCUGAUGACCCGGCGGCGCUCUACGAGCUCGAGCCGCAGCAUUAUAUGAUCGCCGGAAAGCGGCGAGUGCAUCACACUUCAGCUUUCAGGUUUCUAGACAAAGCAGCAUUGAAGGAAGGGACCAAAGCCUGCACAGUGAACCAAGUGGAAGAGACUAAGCUGGUGUUUGGCAUGAGCAUCAUCUGGCUCGCCACCCUCAUUCCCAACAUCAUCACGGCCCAGGUCGGCACCCUCUUCGUCAAACAAGGCACCACCCUGCGCCGAGUCCUCGGCCAUGGCUUCCAGAUCCCCGCCGCAUCUCUCGGGAGCUUCAUCAUCAUUUCCAUGCUCCUCUCCAUUCCCAUAUACGACCGCUACUUCGUCCCCUUCAUGCAGCGCCGCACCGGGAACCCCCGAGGCAUCACCCUCCUGCAGCGGCUCGGCAUCGGGUUUGGCUUCCAAGUUCUCGUGACAAUUGUUGCCUCCCUCGUCGAGCUCAAACGAAUGCAUGUCAUCAAGUCGCACGGUAUGAAUGGCCCCAAAGACAUCGUGCCCAUGAGCAUCUUCUGGCUGCUGCCUCAGUACAUUUUGCUAGGGGUGGGCGACGUCUUCAACGCCGUCGGAUUGCUGGAAUUCUUCUAUGAUCAGUCCCCAGAGGACAUGCAGAGCUUGGGGACGACGUUCUUUACUAGCGGGAUCGGCGUCGGCAACUUUCUCAACAGCCUUUUGGUGACCGUCGUCGAUAAGUUGACGAGGAGAGGUGGAGGGAAGAGCUGGAUCGGGAACAACUUGAACGACUCGCAUCUGGACUACUACUAUGGAUUUCUGACGGCUAUCUCAGUGAUCAAUCUGGUGGUCUUCUUCUGGGUUUCGAUCAUGUACAACUACAAGAAGGAGACGUUGGAGAUGACGGAGGGGAAGGCGCUGUGCGUCCAGAUGGAAGGGAAGGACGUCGUGGAUGCGCCCCCAAGUUCUCUAGGUUAGUAGGUUUGCGAGUGUGACAGGAAUUGCUUGCAGGCUUCUAAUGACUGUAGGAUGGAUCUAUGGGACUACGGUUUGUUUCCAUUUGGCUGAUGCUCUGUUAAAAUGAAAUCCUUCACCAUCGGUUUGUAGGUCGAUUGGUCAUCCUCUUAAGGCAUUGGAGCUAGGUGGAAUUAAUAUGUUUUCUUUAGGCAUUGGAGCUAGGCUCAAGCAUAGUUGUCGGUCGUAAUAUAUUUUCUUUGUUUUUAGGCCCUCGGGCCUCCCAUGUUACCCGGAAAAACCGAAAAAAGAAGAAGAAGAGGUGGAAUGGUGUUGCUAGAGCUCCGGAUUUUCUCUUAAAUAUACUGCUUGUUA